This is a messenger RNA of Beta vulgaris subsp. vulgaris (sugar beet), 1917 nucleotides long. RefSeq lists its product as uncharacterized. The transcript has 2 exons. The record is from RefSeq and is a predicted model, not a curated record. Lineage: Eukaryota; Viridiplantae; Streptophyta; Magnoliopsida; Caryophyllales; Amaranthaceae. The coding region runs from base 227 to 1720 and encodes 497 amino acids.
UUUUGCCCAAUGAGUUAAUCCUAAGGUUAAGAUAAAUUUAAGAAAAUAGGCGAAAGUUGGGAUUUAUUCCCAUGAAUGUUUUACAAGUUGCUUCUUUUGACUUUUGCACGUAGCUGGAAUCGUGAUUCGUAGUCUCUCUUCUCCAAUAAUGAAUAAUGUCUAAGUCUAUAAAUAGCUGCAAAGCUCAUGCAUCCUUAAACUCAAGGCAGAGAAAAUCUGAAUAAAUAUGGAUUCUCGCUCUUGUAGAAGCACUGAUAUAUGGGAAUGGAUUCAAAAGCUUCCACCUAUUACUCAAUGGAAGAAGGAUUCCAUGUCUACAUGCAUAUGUGCAUCAAACUCAUCAUUAGCAACCCUGAGUCUCAACAUAACCAAAAACAUUUCAGCCCAAUCACUCUCUUUUGCCAUUUUUGCAAACUUUAGCCUCCCUGUGUCCCUUUGGAUCUCGAAACCCAUUUAUGUUUCGAGCUCGAGCUCGAGCUCUCUGGGUAAUGAAAAAACAACAUACAAUCUCAUAUUGAAUUUCAUCCAAGAUGUUCUCAAGUAUGGACCUAGCAAACAAAUUCAGCCUAUCAAAAUCCCCAACAUAAAUCCUCCAUCUUACUUGAAAGAUAUCUUCAAUGUCUCCUUUCUUACCUUGGUUUUCUUAGUUUGCAUUUAUGAAGCUCCUACUGAUCUUCGCUUCAAUUGUCUUUUGGCUCUAAAAGACGAGCUUUCAACUUCCCAAUCUCGUGAAGCCUCGAAGUUACUCAUGAGGCUCUUAGGAUCGUCUAAUAUUGAGGAGCAAUGGAUGAGAUGCCUAAAUCUUGCUAUCACAAACUGGAAAAUGGAGCUAAAAGCAGCCAACCGUAUCCUCAAAGGGCCAUCUCCUCUUUUUUCCCAUGCCUUUUCAACUUCAGGGUUGUGGAAAGUUCAGCUAUAUUGUCCUAUAAUAACCAUGGAAAUCGAAAACACGAGUGGGUCAGCUGAUGAGCGUCUGGCCUUUUCUCUAAACUACCACCAUCUUGAGGGUGUCAUACAGCUCAACUAUAAAGCCAUAGUGAAGGAAAAGUGGAUUGAGGUGAUGGUAAACAUCGACAAUAUCAGGCUAGAUGUGAUUCGACUAGUAAGCGAGAAGAUCCUAAAUGAUCGAGGAGCAGGGACAGCAGAAAAGCACUUCCCUUCAAGAAUCUCACUCCAACUAACUCCAGCACCUGAGACAGACAUUCUUAGUGUCUCAGUAAGCAAAUCUUCAGAGAAUCCAAAGAGGCAGAUUGAAAUAGAGAAGACAGUAGAAGGAUCAUUUGAGCCACCUAACAAAGUGGGAGUUCAGGUAUCAGCAGGAGAGACAACAACCACCACCUUCAAACCUUGGAAAUUUGAGGAGACUGUAAAGGGUGACAGUGGGGGAUUGAACUGGUUUCUGCAUGACAGUAGUGACGGAAGAGAAGUGUUUUCGUCUAAGCCUUCUCCGUUGACAUUUUUCCAGCCUAAAGCUUGGUUUAGGCACCGCUAUUCUAGUGCAUACCGGCCCUUCACCAGACAAGGAGGGAUUAUAUUUGCAGGAGAUCAGUACGGAGAAACCGUUUGUUGGAAGGUGCACAAAUCGGCUAUAAGAAACAGAUCGCUGGACUGGGACCUCUCUGGUUGCAUUGGAUUGACAUACUGGCCAAAUAAAUACAGGACAUUCUACAAUGAAACAAGGAGAGCUCAAUUUACAGAAACUCUGCAGCUUACUCUUUAGACUUUAGGAUCAUAUAUCAUAUAUCAUAUAUGUUAUGUUAAGAAACAGUAGUAGGACAAUAUGAAAUAGAGCGAUACUACUCCUAUUCCUAUAUCACUAUACUAUAUUGUUGUCCUUUCCACAAAAACCAAAUUUAAUUAGCGACUGUAACAAUAUGUAUUAUAUCUUGUUAAAUACAACCAGAUUUCUUUUGUAUA